UAAUGUGUAAUUUCAGUCUUUUUUAUUUUGAAGAAAUGUAUGUUGAUCUUACCCAAAAAAAGAGUAAUGAAAACAUAGAUGUCUCUCCUCUGUCCUCCUAUUAAUACAGGGCUGCAUGAGGUCACACAGCACAGCGACGCCCCCAAGCGGUCGAGAGCAGCGUUACAGUUUUUAUUCCUGCUAAAAAUAGUUAGGUUUCGGUUUCCAAUCAUCAGAAAUGAUCCUGGACUUUGCUACUUCAGUGAAGCUAGCAGACACUCAGCAGUCGCCGUGUUGUUUUGUGUGCAGGUGGAGGCAAACACGGAAGCGUUAAAACCAUGGAGUCAGAAAUACUGAAGUUUAUCUGCGCCAAUCAAGGAGCAGUUAACACAGAUUUUCUGAUGUUUAACCUCGGCUCGGGCGACUCAACGAAUGAGAUCAUCAAUAACCAGGAGAAAUUUGCUCUGUGUUGUCCUUACGGGCAGCCGAAGGUGGUGGCCAGGACCAGCCUGAAGCUGUGCAGAGCAAUGGAGUGUGUUGGAGGCUGCAGUGGGCUACACCUGUGCAAAAAGUACCUGAUGACCGGCUCCUGCCCCUUCAUUCAGACCAGGAGAGGAUGCAGAUUCUCCCAUACGCUGCACUCUGAACAUAAUGCGGGGUUGCUGAGAGCUCAUGGGCUGGACAGUCUGAGCAUGGCAGAGCUUUCCACACUGCUGCUGCAGAGCGACAGGUCGCUGCUGCCUGAUAUAUGUUACGAUUACAACAAUGGUGGUGGGGAGUCUGGCCUGUGUAAGGAAGGUUUUGAUUGCCACAGGCUGCAUAUCUGUGACAAGUUCCUGAACCGCGACUGCAGCUGCUCCAAGACUCAUGAAUUUACUGCUCUACAGCCAUACAAGAACCUGCAGAAAAGAGGCGUGCCUGACGAGAUCUUCAACUCUUUGAAGACUGUUUAUGCAAACCAAAUGGCUUUGAAGUACAAUGACAGAAAGGGCGACAGGGGCAACCGUCAACCAAACUCUUCCACCGGUGAAUACUCUGCUUCCGCCGGCAGGGAGGAUGGUCAGCAUUUACCACAAAGGAGUUGGCACAGAGGGAGAGGGAGAGGUGGUAACCGAGGCAACAGAGGCAAUAGGGGCAACAGGGGCAACAGAGGCAACAGGGGCAACAGAGGAAACCAGGGCAACCAUGAAGACCUGCAACGAACCAACUCUACGAGUGACAUCUUUGAUGACAAUGAUGACAUGGAUUGGGGCAGCGUAGAUGGAACGACCGAAGAAAAGCAAAUGAACUCUUCCACCAGUGAUAUCUCUGUUGCUGCCAACGACACUGAUGCGAGCAGCGACAGCGGUCACAACAGAGAGCAAACUAAAAAUUCAACAGCUGUCAGAGGCAGAGGCGGCAACAGGGGCAACAGAGGAAACAAGGGCAACCAUCAAGACCUGAAACAAACCCGCUCAACUAAUGAUAUCCCUGGUGCUGUCAACGACGAUGCAGACGGUGAUGAUGGACCGAACAGAGGACCAAGGCAAAGGCCUGUCAGAGAUAAAACUGAGAUAUGCAUGUACUUCAUCAAAGGACACUGUAAACAUGAGGACCGAUGUUUUAAAGCUCAUGACAAGUUGCCGUACAGAUGGCAGGUCUGGGAGAACGAUCAUUGGAUUGCCUUGCCCGCUAAUGAGACGAUUGAGAAGGACUACUGUGACCCUAAAAACACAUACAGCAGCAGCAGCCCACCUGUGUGUUUUGACACGAUGACCCGGGGAUCGGACAAAGUGCGACGACUCUCUACCACAAACUCUUUGUUGGAGCCAACUUUCAUCCACACCACUGAGUGGGUGUGGUACUGGGAGGAUGAGUUUGGGAACUGGACCAUGUACGCUUCAGCUGCUGGUGGACACAAAGCGGCGAACAUGGACAGUUCGAACCUGGAGCAGAAGUAUCUGGACGAUGACAAAGAUGUGGUGGAGUUCACUGUCGGUUCACAGUCAUACUCACUCAGUUUCCAGGACAUGAUACAAACAAACAAGCAUUAUGGCACUAAGAGGCUUGUGAGAAGGCGACCCCAGUUUGUAUCUGCGGCUGAUGUCAGAACAAAGAAAGUCAGAAGGACUGUUGGACAACAGAAUUUCACCCCCAUACCCGACCACUGGGACAAGACACAGAUUCCUCAAACAGGAUACGGGCUCGUCGCCCUCCAGAGGUCCUCUGGUGAAUUUAAGGAAAUCGAAACACUUUUCUGUAAAACUAUGAGAGGCUUUGACAUCAUCAAAAUCGAAAGGAUUCAGAACAAAGCUCUUUGGGAAGUCUUUCAGUGGCAGAAAACUCAGAUGAAGAACAACAACAAUCAGCACUUUGUGGCGGAAAAAAAGCUUUUUCACGGCACUGACUCUAAAUACGUAGAGGCCAUCUGCACUGCCAACUUUGACUGGAGAGUCUGUGGAUUGAAAGGAACGGUUUUUGGCCAAGGUAGUUACUUUGCCAGGGAUGCAAAAUACUCCCACAGCUACACCGGUGACUCAACAGUCAAAACCAUGUUCAUCUCACGAGUGCUGGUGGGAGACUACACCAAAGGAUGCUCCACGUACCGCCGAGCUCCGUCCAAGGACGGCGGGGAUAUAAACUUCUAUAACAGCUGCGUAGACGAUGUUAUAAACCCGACCAUCUAUGUUGUGUUUGAGAAGCACCAGAUCUAUCCCGAGUACCUGCUGCAGUACAAGACCACGCACCCACUCGUUGAUUUAUACGGAUCCACGUCCACACCAGCAGCAGCAGCAGCACCGACACGGGCACCGGCACCGGCACCAAGACCAGCACCAGCACCAACACCAAGACCAGCACCAGCACCAAGACCAGUUUCUCAACCCAGUGUAUCAGCUUAUCCGCGCAGCACAUCAGCUCUAUCCAGCACAGCCUCAUCACCUUAUAGAUCCAGCACAUCCUCAUACCAACCCAGCACAUUGUCUUACCAACCCAGUGCAUCCUCUUACCAAUACCUGUCCAGCAGGACAGUUAACCCACCCAUGCCAUCUCCUCCGUCUUCCCCAGCAAGCGCAAAACCAAAGAAAAAUUCUGAUUCCUGUGUGAUUGCUUAGGGACAAAGGUGAGGUGAGGGCAGGUGUCAUUUUAAUGGAUAAUGUCAUUUGAAGGAGCUUAAUGACGGUUGCACAUAAUGCUUUGGUUAAUGUGGUAAUCAAAUCCAUUAAAGCUGGGGGAGGUCAAAAACAAAAAAACAGCAGAUUUUGAAAAUACACCUUCUCCCUGCAACUCUCUCCUCUCUGUUCUCCACCGCUCCCACCAGACGAUCAAGGGCAUAUACACACAAUUCAUAGAGUAACCUAGUUUAUCCACUACAGUGUUUUGUUAUUUUAUCAUAUUUAAUUGUAAAGUUGCCUGCAGCUCAUUUGCUCAGCCCUGCCUUGCUUCGCUCUCUCCUUCUUGUCUAUCAAACGACAAACAAAACAAGAAUUAGCUAGCUACUCAUCUCCCGCCACUGUUGACUAGUUCACCGUGAGGAGAACGGCAGGAGCUCAGGAGACACACCUUCUGUCGGUGGCUGUAGAGGCUCGAAUUCAGCCAGUGCGGGGUGUCACUGGUAACCAGCGACAGCACCAGGUCUAACCUGUGUAACAGCAGCAACAGAAAGUUUGCGAAUCCAGCGAGGAGUCAGGGCGGAGAUGGGGUUUGUGAUGGCUAGGUUGGGAUGCUGCCGCCGCAAACUGAGGUUCUGGCUCCAGAGCUGCUGCCUGCUUUCCUCCUGGUGGAGUGAGGUGGAGCAAACACUGUGAAAAUUAGCUACAUUAACGUGAUCUUGAAGGUUCAGUCCUGAGCCUUUAGCUCUGGAUAGCACGUUAUCUCAUUCUCUGAAACGCUUCACCAGUAAUGACUUGUUUAAUUGCGUUUAUUGUCAGAUUCUCUUUUUGAGUCCAUCUUUCUUUUUUGGGUUGCUUUGCAGCGUAAGCAUUUGCCAAUGCUGGAAUACCAACUUUCUCUGUAGGACUCUCCGAUACUGAAUCAGGGUUUCACCGAGAAGUCAUGCACGCACUUCUGCAUUUUCUUAAGCCCGUAAAAGGGGCAGGAGGAGCUGCAUGGGUCUAGUUUUCUCCCAGAUCACUUAAAUUACAAUAUCCUCAAACUUUAUCAAGGGAUUUUUGUGAUGCCAAAAUAAAACCGCCUACCCCAGCUUUAAGUGCACAAUGAAGAGUAGAGUGGUGUACUGGCUUUUAUGCAGAGGUGUCAGUGUUUAGAGUGCUUAUACAUGUGAAAGAUCAUAUAAUACGGCGGUUAUUAAUCAUACAGAUAAAAACUUUUAAAUUUCCAGAAGCUCUGCAAGAGAAAAUUAAAUUUGAUGCGCAUUUCAAUCCACUGCUGCUGUGCACAUAUUAGAAGUUGGUAUAUUGAGGUAAAACACUUAGUGGUGGAAGGGAAGCUCAUCACAAGCGUUAUAUACAUCAGAAUUUAUUCACUAAGCCUGUUCCUGGUACAUAUUUUGCUUUUAACAAUAAAUCAACAGUUCCACGUCAGCCAUGCCUACAAGUUUUUCGCAAUAUUUCGACUUUCUCCCACUCAGGUUUUUUUAUGCGCCUAACAUCAGGUGGAUAGAAACACACUUCUUGAGUUUUGUUUAACAUAAAUAUAUGUCAAAUUAAUUUGAAACAGAUACCAUGCUGUUUAACUGGUUAUGUCUAAUUGUCAUAAUGAAGAAUACAUAAUAUUUUGUAAUUAUUGUAUUAAGAGAUGCUGCUGCAAAGCUCCCCAACCAGUAGAGGGCAACAAAAUCCCUUAUCGGCAUUAAAAAUACAAGCCAUAAAAUUUACAGCUCCACUCAUACAGACUAAUUGAGUUUUAAUAGUGUGUAUGUAAGCUGUAAUAAUAAUAGUUAGUGCGUUUUAUUUGCCUAACUUUAUGCUUCCACUGCAACUAAUAAUAUUGCUGUUUUCUAAAUUGUUGUAUUGUUGGAUAACACAUUUUGUGACCUGAAUCACUAAAUAAAUGUAAUAUUCACAAUAACUGCAAA
Messenger RNA from Epinephelus lanceolatus (giant grouper), 4993 nucleotides. Its product is annotated as protein mono-ADP-ribosyltransferase PARP12. Lineage: Eukaryota; Metazoa; Chordata; Actinopteri; Perciformes; Serranidae. The record is from RefSeq and is a predicted model, not a curated record. Gene Ontology annotation, molecular function: NAD+ poly-ADP-ribosyltransferase activity; metal ion binding. Gene Ontology annotation, cellular component: nucleus.